Gavialis gangeticus (Gharial) is the source of this 949-nucleotide messenger RNA. It is a transcript of the gene MED30, whose product is annotated as mediator complex subunit 30. Bases 150 to 689 code for a protein of 179 amino acids. Gene Ontology annotation, cellular component: mediator complex. Gene Ontology annotation, biological process: positive regulation of DNA-templated transcription. NCBI's taxonomy places the organism in Eukaryota, Metazoa, Chordata, Crocodylia, Gavialidae. The record is from RefSeq and is a predicted model, not a curated record. Gene Ontology annotation, molecular function: transcription coregulator activity. The transcript has 4 exons.
GGGGAGGAUAUCCGGGCUGUCCUGUCCUUUCUCGUCCGGCGGUUUCCACGGUAACUGUCCCCCCCUUCCACGCGCCGCGGCCUGGAUCUGAGGUGCGACAUCAGAGCUUUCCCCGUCGCUCGUCUCCUUCCCCCGACAGGACCCGCGUGAUGUCCACUCCACCCCUGGCCGGGGCAGCGAUGCCCCCCGGCGCCUUCUCGGGCCCGCAGGCCCAGGCCGCACGGGAAGUGAACACCGCCUCUCUCUGCCGCAUUGGCCAGGAGACCGUGCAGGACAUUGUCUUCCGGACCAUGGAAAUCUUUCAGCUGCUGAGGAACAUGCAGUUGCCAAAUGGUGUCACCUAUCACACUGGAACAUACCAAGACAGAUUAGGAAAGCUGCAAGAACAUCUCCGUCAACUGUCAAUACUCUUCAGAAAAUUAAGAUUAGUCUAUGACAAAUGCAAUGAAAACUGUGCAGGGCUUGAUCCUGUCCCCAUAGAGCAACUUAUUCCAUAUAUUGAAGAGGAUGGAUCCAAGCAUGAUGAUCAUGGGGCUGCCAGCCAGCUUCGUUUUGCUAGUGAGGAGAGAAGGGAAAUCAUGGAAGUAAAUAAGAAACUGAAACAGAAGAAUCAGCAGCUGAAACAAAUUAUGGAUCAAUUACGGAAUCUCAUUUGGGAUAUAAAUGCCAUGUUGGCAAUGAGGAACUGAACUGUGAUGCACACUAAGUAUUUUUUUUCUAAUUAUGAAAAUUGCCUUUCUUUCUCUGUUUGAAAAUAUUUAAUUUCUUUUUUUCUAAGAAGUCAUUCAUUUUCCCCCUCUCCCCCUUUAUCCUAGUGUUGUUAGAAGAAAAUCUUUAAUGUUCAUGUGUGGCUUCUUCUGUGGUAUUUAUGUGGUAUAUGUAUUUGUUUAAAAGAAUCAUCUUAAAAUUUGUAUGCAGAAUAAAUAUCUUAAUAACAAGUUGUAAUAUU